CUCUCCUGGGAUCUGAAGCCUCUGUCCUUUUAAGAACUGCUCAGGCGCCCCCGGGCCCUCUUAGUCCCGCCCCUAACACAUCUUAAACCACGCCCCCUGGACAUCACCUGCCCCACCACUUAAACCACGCCCCUUCAGCCUCUCCUAUCCCCGCCCACUAACACACGCCCCGCCCACUCAUGCCGCAGACACGCCCUGCUGGCCAGGUGCGCCCAGCCCCAGGUUCCAGCUGUUCUGCUGGCGGCUCCACCUCCGCUGCCAGCCUUCCCACCAACCUCCCUGCGGCCUCUGUCCCGCCUCGCCGACCACAGUCCUCCAGCCUCAUUGGCCCCUUAUCUCCCCAGUAACCAGACCACAACAGUGAGCUGAGAGCAUCGAGGACAGGGCAGGGACGCGGGCAGCAGCCCCCCUCUUUGGCCAAGAUGCCUUUGGGACACUCUUCUGUGAGCUCCGAGGAUGGAAGUGAAGGCUUCCUGGAUGGCAUGGUAGACUGGGAGCUGAGCCACCUGCUGCGAAAAUGCAAAGUCAUGGAAGGCGAGCGGCGGGCCUACAGCAAGGAGGUGCACCAGCGCAUCAACAAGCAGCUGGAGGAGAUCCAACGCCUGCAGGACCUGCGGGACCAACUGCAGGUGCAGAUCAACAUCGCCCAGGGCCAGGUCAAGCGGCUGAAGGACCACCAGCGGCUGAAGAACAUGGGGCAGCUGCUGCAGUGCCGGACCCAGGUGCAGGCCGAGGUGGAUGAGCUGCAGGAGCAGGCCAAGGCGCUGGACAAGGAGAUACAGAACUGGGAGGCCCAGAUUGCUGCCCAGAGUAAAAACGGCAGUGCCCCAAGCAUCAUCCAGAGCCAGAAAUGCAAGAUCAAGAGGAGGAUCAAGGUCCUAGAGGACCAGCUGGACAGGAUGACCUGCCACUUUGACAUGCAGCUGGUGCGGAACGCCAGCCUGCGGGAAGAGCUGGACCUGCUGCGGGUGGAGCGGAACCGCUAUCUGAACGUGGACCACAAGCUGCAGAAGGAAAUGAGUCUCCUGCGGCACACAGUCAGCACCCUCAUGGGGUCCUCCACCUCCGCCUACUCGGUCAGGGAGGAGGCCAAGACCAAGAUGAGCAUGCUGCGGGAACGGGCGGAGAAGGAGGAGGCGCAGAACCAGACAGAGCUGCAGACGCUGCAGCGGCAGAUCGCACACAUGGACCACCUGCACCGCUUCCUCAAGUUCAAGAACCAUGAGCGGCAGACGGACCCCCAAAUCCUGGAGAAGCGCCAGAAACGCGCCGAGGAGGUGGCCCAGGGUCUGAGGAAGACCUCCCAGGAGAAGCUGGUGUUGCGCUAUGAGGAUGCCUUCCACAAGCUGUCCCAGCUGACUGGGGAGAGCAACCCCGACCUGUUGGUGGACAAAUACUUGGAGAUGGAGGAACGCAACUUCGCGGAGUUCAACUUCAUCAAUGAGCAGAACUCGGACAUGGAGCACCUGCAGGAAGAGAUCAAAGAGAUUCAGGAGGCCCUGAUGAGCGUGCGUGUUGGUGAGGAGACCCAGCACUCACAGCACUCGCAGCAGGAGGCUGAGCUGCAGCAGCGGGUGGACCAGGUGCGCGAGGAGGCCGAGGGCAUCGAGUCACUUUUCCAGGACUUCCGGGAGCAGCUGGAGAGGCUCAAGGCAGACAUCCAGAAGCUCUUCACCAAGGCCCAGUGUGAUAGCACCACCAUCAAGGAUCUCCUGGGGGUGAAGUCCUUCAUGAGAGACCGGGACAUCGGCCUCUUCCUGGGCCUCAUUGAGAAGCGGCUGGUGGAGCUUCUCACGGUGCAGGCCUACCUGGAGGCUCAGAACUUCACCACCACCAGCUUGACCAAUGCAGCCCUCCUGGUGCUGGGCCACAGCCAGGACGAACAGCCCAAGAAGUUGCCCCCGCCACACCUCCCUAACAAUCUGGAUGACCCCCCUGGCUUUGAGGGCAAGGAUGACUACCCUAUGAGCAAGGAGGAGCUGAGGAGCCAAGUGAUCAAGUCGUUGGAGGCCCGGGAGCAGCAGCUGGCCGAGUUGCGGCGGCGGGACAGCAAUACCAGCAUCUCGGGUGCCCCUACCAUCACGGCAGCCUCCCGCCUCUUGUCCCCCCGGAGCCCCAGUACGGUCCCUGGCUCCAUCCUCAGCCACCGGGGCAGGCCAUCCAGCGCCAGCCGCGCUCCGGGCUCCAGCGGGGCGGGCCGCGUCACCUUCGCCUCCACCGGGGACCACGAGGGGCCUUCCUCCAGCCGAGGCUCUACCACGGGCCACAGGCUGAGCAGCCAGGCCAGCGCCCUGGGCUCCAGCGGCUACCUGGAAUCCAGCCAGGGCCUAGGCGCCGAGGAUGGCAGGACCACCGGCUCCGAGUCCAGCGGCGGCCCCGAGUCCAGCAGAGAACAGGUCUCCAGCACUGGCCCGGCCUCCAGCACUGGCGGCGAGUCCACCACCGGUGGGGAGUCCACCAUGGCUGCGGAGUCCACUACCGGCGGGGAGUCUACCACCGGCGGUGAAUCGACCACCGGUGCGGAGUCCACCACGAGCAAGGACUCCCAGAGCUUCGACUAGCCCAGCCCUGCUCCAGGGCCCCUUCUCACCACCCCUACCCCCCCACCCCAGAAGCCUGUCCCCCUGCUUCACAGUUAAAUAAAAAAAUAAAA
Molecule: messenger RNA, 2653 nt
Organism: Erinaceus europaeus (western European hedgehog)
Lineage: Eukaryota; Metazoa; Chordata; Mammalia; Eulipotyphla; Erinaceidae
Gene: ODAD1
Product: outer dynein arm docking complex subunit 1
Exons: 15
Coding region: 423-2561 (712 amino acids)
Biological process (GO): cilium movement; outer dynein arm assembly
Cellular component (GO): axoneme
Source: RefSeq, a predicted model, not a curated record